This is a messenger RNA of Filobasidium floriforme, 4674 nucleotides long. RefSeq lists its product as uncharacterized. Gene Ontology annotation, cellular component: cytoplasm. The transcript is spliced from 17 exons. Lineage: Eukaryota; Fungi; Basidiomycota; Tremellomycetes; Filobasidiales; Filobasidiaceae. Gene Ontology annotation, molecular function: protein binding. The coding region runs from base 50 to 4345 and encodes 1431 amino acids. The record is from RefSeq and is a predicted model, not a curated record.
CGGAAUUACGUUUGAGCAAUCCUAUACUCUCAGAUCUCGAUAACAAUCAAUGAAGCCGCUCGUCAGGCCAGAAGACCUGUCGGUCGUCCUCACCAUCGCGGCCGAUGAUCCCGCUACCGAGUUCUGGAAGGCUCAACAUACAUGUCUACAGUUGGCUGAGCGGACACCAGUCUCGCAAUCACGCCGUAGUACAGAUAGGAAGGAUCUGAUUGCAGCUGUUGGUUGCUAUGAUGGAUCUAUCUGGCUCGUCGACACAGGUGUGAAGAAGCUGGAGGCCCCCACAGCGGUUAUCAAUGUGGAAGAUGCGGAUUCGGUGGGAUCUAGUAAACCGGGAACUCCGGCCCUUUCUAUACGAACCGGAUCGCCGAUGCUAUCCAGAAACUCUUCAUAUACGCUGUUGAAUACUGCAGCCCUAUCUCCUCCUUCGAUAUCCAGAGGAGAUUUGUCGACGUUCAUGGAAGAAGGACAGCCGAGUAAAUCGGGGAGACAUGCGUCGAUAUCGAUAACAUCCCCUACGAACAAGUCGGAAAGCUUUGCAGGGCUCGGGUUCCUGCCCGUCAGGGGUACUUCAGGCAAGACUCGGAGCACCUCGGUCUCCCAGAAUACUGCCACAGCUAGGCUCGCUAGUAUCAGUGCUGCGGACGACAAGGCGUUACGGAUACGCUUGAAAGAUGCCAACCGAGAUUCUGGGGACGAAGCGGCUGGUAGCCUGAUGAAGCUAGUUGGGGACGCGAGAGGAGGUCUAGACGAUCUACACGGGAAGAGCGAGGUGGAGAGAGCCAAACAGGGGAAGACUACGACGAAACCUAGCCCCAGGGAUAUUAGAGUGGCUAUCCCUCCGCCUAGAACAGCUUCAGAGAUUCGAGAAGAAGAAAAGGUCGACCUAGACUAUGCGGAAGCGAUGCAUGAGGAGGCAGAGAUGGAAAAGGUCAGAGAAGCGGUAGAGAAUGCUGAAGAGAGAGCUUGUCGAGAUUGCGGGCCGGAAACCCAUGGUAUCGAGCAAGGGGAUUCACCGAGCAAGCCGUUCCUCGCCAAAAUCUUGCCGACUUCUUACAAGGGGAAUCCAAUUGUUGAAAUUCGGUCGUUAUCCGGCACCUCCAGCUUUGUCGCUCUCAGUAAACGAGGUGUGUGUACCACCAUCGACUUGAGUACAAUGACUUUCGGGGAGACAUUCGAUAUCGAGGAAGCCUGGCGGUCUUUCAGGGGCGAUAACAAGACGAGACCAAAUCUCAAUCCUCCUCAACGAUGGCAGGGACUACUUCCAUGCAGUCUUGGCUCGGAUCGCUAUUUCGUAGCUUAUGCGCACGCUCCGACCGAUAGCGCGAUGGAUCAGGCUAAAGAUCUGACUACGGUAGCCUUGCUAGCCGUAGAUCCGAAAUCGCACGCUCUGUCAGCGGUAGGAUUUAAUACGCUCCCAGGGCAAGGACAGAUCGCGGUUGUGCAAGGAAUCAAAGCUCUAUCACUGCUCCAUCUGAGCAGCGGAAGACUCGAUCGAUAUGCCAUUCACCUUUCCAACCCGGUCUCGGAAGACCCGAAGCUGCGUGCUUCACGGUCUCAGGUGGACCUGAAGUCAUUCUUCACUCCGUUACCGACUCGGCCCCACUCACGUGCUGGACAGGAUGGAGCUGAAAUCGGCAGAAGCCGUGCGGGGAAAGAGGAUACGGGCAAUGCGUCAGACUUCGGAAAGAUGCUCGGCAAGAAGCUGCUCGGGCGUUCAGGAGACAAAUCUCAAGCUGAAAAGCUAGAGACGGUUUUCGUUCUCAGACCUGCCGUUCAAGUACAGUCGGAGGGCCUUCUACCUUGGAUCGCAAUGAAGGUAGACGGGGAAUCAGGUGUAGGAUGGACAGAUAAGGUCUGCCAGCCUUUCUUGGUCAAAGCAGACGGCCUGGAGCUGAAGAGCAAUGUCACAUUGACGGGCGAGAUUUCAUCCGUUGCAAUAUCGGCCGCCGCCUCAUUGAUCACGGUGGCCACGAAGGAGGAAAUUGCAAACUUCGAGUUCGAAUCCGGCAGGAGGCUGCGAACAUCUAGCAAGAUGUCAGGGAUUCGGCCCUCCAUCAUGUCUGUCCUCGCUACUGGUAGAAUGGCUGUUCUGAACGAUGAGCUCUCCCUGAGUAACGCUAGUGCCCAGAUUAUUGGCGCGGCUCCACGUAUCGUGCUUCCCAAGCAAGAUGUUAUGGAUACUGCAAGGUCACCGACCAUUGAUGUCAUUCAGCCCUUCCGGAAUUCCGUGCUGGUUGGUGAUUCCAGCGGCAAACUCUGCGUGCAGUCCUUCUUGGACGUUCUGAACGGAACGACGGCUGGAACUCCACUUCAAGAAGAUUUGGACGCCUUCGAUGCAGAGAUCGCGUGCCUGCGCUUGAUAUCGGAUGGAGCUCUCGAACACGACCUGGUAUUCGCGGGCUUUGACGACGGGUCUCUACGAGUCUGGGACGCGGAGACGUUGCGCCUUAUUGCCUCAUUUACAGUCUCUGCGGAACGUAUACAACAAGUACUCAUCGUGGAGGAUGCUAAAGCGUCACGACUUGCGAACAAGGCCCUUUUAAUCUCUGAAGAUGGAUCGAUCGCAGUUUUCAGCACUCAAGAGCUGCGAGUGCUUUACAUCAUUCCGGGAUCUGAAUACCCGAUUCACCGCGCAGUCUUGCAAAAGGACGAUCUGAUUUUGAUCUCCUUUCAUGGACGAGCAAGAGUGUGGAAUCUAGUUUCUGGGGAAUUCAGAAGAUCUACCUCGGUUGAUGCGGCCGCGGAGAUGCUGGUUAGCGGGGAGUGGCUAGAAUUGCCUCUGGGAUCAAAUCUCGAUCGACGUAGUUCCGAACCGUCUCAAGCUCUGCCUGCGAUGGAGAUGCCGCUUCAUGAAUGGAGUGACUCGGCCAUAUCUCCCCAAGGCUGGAUAUCAUUGCUGCAUGAGAUGGACAUUUCGCAAGCGUCGGAUGAAAUCUUCUCGGAACAGCUCCACUUGAAACCUGCUUCGCGUGCAGCACAUUUCGGACUGAGAAGUGUUGAGGGCUCAUUCGAAUAUCGUCAAAACGGGCGAGAAUCUUGGGAGAUCGGACCACUCCAGACGUUGAUACGUCAGCUUUGCCUCAUCACUGCAUUGCAUCGGCUAGACAGAGUGGACUCAAAACUUGCUGGUGCUGCCCACGAGCUGAUAGCAUUCUAUGGAGCAUCGCUGCCCUCAGCGGUCGGUCACGAUUACGCGGAUAUCGACGUCGACUUGUUGGUUUCCUGGUAUAAUCAUGGAGAUCCCGCCUUGCAACAUUCCGCCCACCUUCUUUUGGAAACCCGCCUUGCCCGGAUGUCGGAUUCUGACGUCAUGGAAUUGGCAGAUGCACAGAUAGGCCACUUGCCAGUCAAUGUGGCUUCCAGCAUGAAGCGCGAUCCGAUAUCGAGUCGGGCGUUGACAUUACUAGGCGCCACCGCCUUGUCAAGAUACACGUUGAUGAAGCCAGGUGCUCUCAAAGACAUCGCUCUGUCGAUCAUGUUCACCUUGAAAGAAGGUACAUUGGCAAGCCGGUUGGCAUCGAUCGACUUUGCGCACAAGGGUUUCGAUAUAUGGCAAGCAUACGUGGAUCCCGCAGACCUGCUACGAUCGUUGUUCGACUUGGCGGUCAUGAAGGAGGAUGACAUAAAAGGUGGUCAUCUCAUGACACAUGCGCGAACGGCGGUCCUGCAAUUGGCCUCAUCAGCGGGACCACUGUUCAUCUCGACAGUCACGUUGGACAUCGUUACGGCCGAGACCAUCCCACGCCGGAACGCGAUCAUGAAGCUAUGCGUCUUUAUCGCGAGGAAGAAGCCGACGAUCCUCCUGCCGAGUCUGCCUCGUCUAGCUGAAGCGGUCGUCAAGUCACUUGAUCCGACUCGAGUACGAAUGCGGGAAUCGAUCCAACAGACCGCGACCGUCAUCUUGAACGAGCUCGUCAGCACCUUUCCGUCUAUUGAUUUCGCGGGCGAGGUGCAGAAGCUGGCCGUAGGAACGCAGGAAGGCGCGGUCAUCAUGUACGAUCUGAAGACCGCGACCAGGCUCUACGUGCUCGAGACGCAUCAUCACCCUGUCUCGGCAUUGUCGUUCUCACCAGACGGCAGGCGGUUGGUGACGGCGUCGCUGGCAGAGCGCAAGGUUACGAUUUGGAAAGUCGGAUCGAGCUUUUCCGGGUUUCUAAAUGUUGGUGGUCCUCCACGACAAGGCUCUGGAUCGGGACAGCCGUUCAAGUCGCUCGACUUUUUCGUAGCAGAUCCAGGGAAGGAGAUUGAUCCUGCUACGGGACAACAAAAGAUCGGCUUUUCGUGGCCAGGAGAUCGACAGGCUUGCUUGCAUAUAGGGCAGAUGAAGCUGACGUUUGCUACGUAACAAACGGGAUCGAUCUGUAUAAACCGUUGAGAGACUAAUCAUGUCGAUCAGGAUACAAAGGCGAUAGAGAAACAUACGCUAACUAAGAACUCGGGCAUGACGUUAUCAUUAUCAUUAAGAGGACGAGACGAGGAGAUGUAGGGCGUGGAUAAGGAGAUUGUCCGUGUGGGAGCCGGCGUGCCAGCUCUGGCCGCGAGCGUUCGCUUGAAGACCCGCUCAAACGAGAGAUGCGCCGAUGAGGACAAGAGCCACUCCGGCGCCGAACACGGUGGCUACCGGUUUGAUCUUUCCCCCCCAGUUUGUCGUAUAAUUGUCGUCCGGUCCCGAAU